AUGUGUAGGGGUUGUCCCCCUAUCAUUCUUGGCGGUCUUACCUUAUCCUAUCCUCGCAACGUCAGGGGAUUGCCUCCUCGGUUGCUGAGCCCUGGAUGUGUAGGGGUUGUCCCCCUAUCAUUCUUGGCGGUCUUAUCCUAUCCUCGCAACGUCAGGGGAUUGCCUCCUCGAUUUCUGAGCCCUGGAUGUGUAGGGGUUGUCCCCCUAUCAUUCUUGGCGGUCUUACCUUAUCCUAUCCUCGCAAUGUCAGGGGAUUGCCUCCUCGGUUGCUGA
Molecule: messenger RNA, 273 nt
Organism: Nezara viridula (southern green stink bug)
Lineage: Eukaryota; Metazoa; Arthropoda; Insecta; Hemiptera; Pentatomidae
Source: the annotation of a GenBank genome assembly